GAAAAGUUGCUGUGUGCACGGGACGCUCGGGCGGGUGGGCUCAGCGGGACGAUGCGGUUCGGCUCCAGGUGUGUCAUGACAACUGCGCUCUUGAAAUUAUUCCCAUUCUGCCUGUAAGUUCAUGCCUGGUCCAUCAUCACCCUCUGUCCAUCUAACCGCUGUCCUCCAGUGAGUCAGUCUGCAACCUGUCAUGGCUUCCACUGCUUUCCUGCUGCUGGCCCUCUCCUCCUCUGUCUCCCUCACAGUGGCGGUGUUGUUCGGUGAGCCAAGAAUAUAUGGAGAGGAUGCUACUGGUUACGGCCCCAUAUUUGAAGAGGAGCCUGUCGAUGUGGUUUAUACUGAAGACUCACCUGAUAAGAGGCUCUCAAUGAACUGUCGGGCACGAGCAAACCCACCAGCGACAUACAGGUGGCGUCGGGAUCAGUGGGAAAUCAAGCUGAUGGAGCAGCCGGAUGAGCACUACAGCUUGGUGGGGGGCAACCUGGUCAUCACCAACCCCAUGCAGAAGAAACAUGCUGGGACGUACGUCUGUGUGGCCAGGAAUAUAUACGGCACUGUCAUCAGCAAAGAGGCUCGGGUCAAGUUUGGAUUUCUGGGCGAGUUUCCUGAUGAAGAGAGAGACCCGGUGUAUGUAAAGGAAGGACAGGGAGCGGUCCUGCUGUGUGCCCCUCCUAAAGCCUGGCCACAGGAGGUGUCUUACCGCUGGAUCUACAACGAGUUUCCAGUGUUCCUCUUCACAGACCGUCGUCGUUUCGUCUCGCAGAAGACGGGGAACCUGUACAUCUCUAAAGUCGAGGCGCAGGAUGCUGGAAACUAUUCCUGCUUUGUUUCUAGUCCCAUCUUAGGGAAGAGCGUCUUCUCAAAGUUCAUCCCUCUCAUCCCCUUACCUCCCGAGGACGGUGAGGAGAGGAAGUAUCCGGCAGACAUCAGGGUGAAGUUCCCAGACACCACUGCCAUGCUGGCAUCCAAUAUUACCUUGGAGUGCUUUGCUCUUGGAAAUCCCAUCCCCCACAUCGUGUGGAGAAAGGUGGAUGCCACAGACCUGCCGGCAAACCACGAAAUCAGUGAAUCGGGAGCCGUGCUCCACCUGUACAACGUUCAGUAUGAAGAUGUGGGCGGAUAUGAGUGUGAGGCCAUCAACACCAAAGGAAAGGACUGGCACAAAGCCUGGCUCUAUGUGGAGUCUGCACCUGAGUGGGCGGAGACAAUCAACAACACUCAGAUUGACAUUGGCUCGGAGCACACGAUGCGCUGCGUGGCAUCGGGGAAACCCUUCCCGUUCAUCCGCUGGUACAAGGAUGGAUACAUGUAUGGGAAAGGUGAGCUGAAGUUUUCCAGUCUCACUUUUGACGACUCAGGGAUGUACCAGUGUAUUGCCGAGAACUACUGGGGCAUCAAAUACGCCAACGCUGAGCUGCGGGUCAUUGCUUGUGCUCCAACGUUUGAGUUCAACCCUGUGAAGAAGCAGCUUCUGGGAGCUAAUAAUGGCCGUGUGGUGAUUGAGUGUAAACCCAGGGCGGCGCCGCGGCCCCAAUACACCUGGACGAAGGGCAAGGAGCUGCUUUUCAACAAUUCACGUAUAUCCAUCCUGUUCGACGGGAGUCUGGAAAUCCGCAAUGCCACCAAAAAUGACGAGGGUGUUUACACCUGCCUUGCUGAGAAUGACAGAGGAAAGGCCAACAGCUCCGGCUCUCUCACCAUCACAGAGGCGACCAGCCUCUCAGUGGCUCCUGAAGACUCCGAGGUCAAGGUUGGUGAUGAAGUGAUCCUCAGAUGCGCUGCUUCAUUUGACCCCAUGCUGGACAUCACCUUCAUCUGGGCCAUAGACUUCAGAGUCAUCGACUUUGACGCCGAGUGGCAACACUACGAACGCGUCUUGACUGAAGAUGGGGUCGGCGACCUGCGGAUAAAGAACGCACAGAUUUGGCACGAAGGUCGCUACACCUGCACGGCUCAGACCGUGGUGGACAGCGACUCGGCUUACGCUGACCUCAAAGUCGUCGGUGUGCCGGGGCCUCCUGGUGUGAUCCGGGUGGAGGAGAUCGGCGACACGUGGGUGAAGCUGCUGUGGACUAAAGGAUCGGAGCAUAACAGCCCCAUCCUGUCCUACACCAUCCAGACCAGGCACUACUGGGCUCUCUACGAGGACGACUGGAGGAAUGCCAGCACGUCUCCAACCUUUCUUGAUGGUAGCAUGGACAGGGCGGAGGUGACAGACUUGUACCCCUGGAUGGAGUAUCAGUUCAGGAUCAUUGCUACCAAUGAGUAUGGCUCUGGAGAGGCCAGCAUCCCCUCUCUCAAGAUCAAAACCUGGGACGCCCCUCCAGUCAUUUCACCCACGGAUUUGCAAGGCUAUGGAGGUCGAAAUGGCGAGGUCUUCAUCACAUGGACACCGGUGCAGCCGUGGUACUUCUAUGGGAAGAAGUUUGGCUACAUUUUGGCUUUCAAGCCUCACGAUGCUUACGACUGGUGGUAUGAGACGAUCUCCGACCCCGAGACGAGACGACACGUCCACAGAGACACCUACUUUAUCCCCACCGAUGAAGAUUUCCAAGUGCGUGAAUUCCAGGUGAAGAUCAAGUCCUUCAAUGUGAAGGGAGACGGACCCUACAGCCUCACCAAGGUCAUCUACUACCCACGAGACGUCCCGACAGAACCUCCCACUGACGUCUACGCUCGGCCAGUGUCUUCCACUGAAGCUCUGGUGUGGUGGCUGCCUGUGGUUGACACAGGAACAGGAUUACAACAGUACAUUGAGGGAUACCAGGUGAAAUACUGGAGAAAGUAUGACGAUCCAGAGCCAGGAGCCCAUCGCAUCUUCGUCUCAGCGUCGGUGAAUCAGACCAGGCUGGAAAACAUGCUGCCAGACUCGCACUACCUCAUCGAGGUCCGCGCCUUCAACGGGGCGGGCCUUGGACCGCCUGGCGAGCACUGCGAGAUGUUCACCAAGAGGCCCCCGCCGCCAGACCCUCCGAGGAUGUGGCGCUACAUCAGCUGGACGGGAAAAUGGCUGUAUGUGUGGUGGGACCACAUCACGUACGACUGGUUCGGCAAUGUUUCCUUUCCCCUGUACUACAAGGUCAUGUUCAGGAAGACGGGGUAUAUUUACGGGAAGGUGUACGUCACCGGCUGGCACUUCAUGGACUUCCCCAUGCCUCAGGUGGGAGAUUAUGAGCUGAUGGUGCGCGGGCGUUAUGAGGGAGGAGACGGCCCGGUGAGGAAGAUCAGGAUUCAGGGUAAAGCAUCUACAAUCACGCCGACGUUAAGCCUUGUGUCGUCGGUGCUGCUGGCAAUGUGCAUCGUGGGACUGGGAAUUUAAGUGUAUCAUAAACUCUGGGAGGGGAAAACAAACCGACGAGAGGAUCCGGUUUUCAGCAUCAAGCAGUCCUCACACCGACAGUCACCGGUUCAAAUCCCACUACAGCCAUCUGCUCUGCAUUAGUUCUGGUAAAACGCUGCACUCAAAGUUGUUGUUUGUGUUAAAUAAAGUUAGUUUUGGACCUUUAAACUUUA
Salarias fasciatus (jewelled blenny) is the source of this 3513-nucleotide messenger RNA. RefSeq names its product contactin 1b (gene cntn1b). The record is from RefSeq and is a predicted model, not a curated record. NCBI's taxonomy places the organism in Eukaryota, Metazoa, Chordata, Actinopteri, Blenniiformes, Blenniidae. Gene Ontology annotation, biological process: brain development; cell-cell adhesion; axon guidance. Gene Ontology annotation, cellular component: plasma membrane; axon. Gene Ontology annotation, molecular function: cell-cell adhesion mediator activity. The transcript is spliced from 24 exons. Bases 191 to 3319 code for a protein of 1042 amino acids.